GGUCGUUCUACGUCACUUCCUCUUCCCUGUCCUUGGUGUGUUGCUGCGUCCAUCCUCUCUGUUCGGGAUAAAACAACACAUGGCUGCUAAACUGAGCAAAGAGACCAAACAGCGGCUGCAGCAGCUGUUCCAGUGCGGCCAGUUUGUCAUCAGAUGGGGUUUCAUCCCGACCGUGUUGUACCUCGGUUUCAAACGAGGAGCAGAUCCAGGAAUGCCUGAACCGACGGUCUUGAGUUUGCUAUGGGGCUAAGGAACGUCUCCACCCAGCCGGCCGCCUCCCGACAUCGAGACCAUGUGACCCACCUGUCAUUGGAAAUCCAGGAUAUUGACAUUAUUUUUCUCUUCCUUCUCUAUAAAUCAUACUGUCCAAAGUCUGAGGAGUCAUGAAUAAAUGUUACGUGCAGCCAUGCACGUAACAUUUACAUAUAUAGUAGAUGCACGGAGAGUGUCGGCUACAUGGAUAGAAGAUAUUUGGAUUGACAAGCUGGAAUCAAGACUUCGUCCUUGAAAAUAUGUAGCGUUGACUGGACUAUCUGUCGGUGUUUUGUUGGGAAUGUGUGACAGCGAUGUUUGGAUUCAUUCCAUGUUUUUCCUUUUUAUUUGUAAUUUAAGAUUUCUGAGAAUAAAUCCACAAUGAAAUGUCACUCUUGUCUUUAUUACCAGGAGUCAUGUCAACGCUUAAUCUUUAAACAACCAAAACUGGGUCCAUCAUUGAAAAAAUGAUAAAGGUUAUGUAGAAAAUUCAGAGUAUGGCUGAUGGUGUUAUAAGUUUGGAAAUCCAACACAAAAAUCUGGAAGGAUAUAUUAAUUUUUGAUUAAUAAAUCACUGCUGAUAA
Molecule: messenger RNA, 836 nt
Organism: Sebastes umbrosus (honeycomb rockfish)
Lineage: Eukaryota; Metazoa; Chordata; Actinopteri; Perciformes; Sebastidae
Gene: tomm7
Product: translocase of outer mitochondrial membrane 7 homolog (yeast)
Exons: 3
Coding region: 80-250 (56 amino acids)
Biological process (GO): protein import into mitochondrial matrix
Cellular component (GO): mitochondrial outer membrane translocase complex
Source: RefSeq, a predicted model, not a curated record